AUGGUUAAAGAACGACAACAAAAGCUGCUCCAGAGGCUUCCACCAGGAGGGAAGCUUUCAAUUGCACUUGACUGCUGGACAUCUCCCUUUUGCCAAGCAUUUAUGGCAAUCACUGGCUAUUUUAUUGAUCAGGAAUGGAACUACUGUGAGAUCCUUCUUGGCUUUGAGCCGCUUUAUGGAACCCAUACUGGCAGUAAUCUAAGCUCAGUCCUCUUCAAUAUUCUCCAGGAGCAUAAUGUCACUGACCGUGUGCUAUCAAUCACAACUGAUAAUGCAUCGAACAAUAACACCAUGAUGUCAAGCAUUCAAGCAUCUGUUCAGGCACAAAAUCUUAAUAGUGAUACCAUUAUUAUCCGGGUUCCAUGCAUUGCACAUGUUAUUCAGCUGAGCUUGAAUCAGCUCCUUGGGAAAAUGAAAGCAAACCCAGUCAACGAUACAACAGAGACAGAAUGGUUAGAUGCAUGUACACACUCCCUUCAUACAAGAUAUCAGACAAAGGAGAUUGCAGACACAUUAAACAAGGUUCGGAGCCUUGCUAUCUUUAUCAAUGCAAGUCCACAGCGCCGGGAAGCAUUCCUAGAUCUUCAGACCAAACAGCCAAAGCUUGUUCCUUACCAAGAUGUUCGUACACGCUGGAAUUCUACAUUUUUGAUGCUUCGCCGUGCCAAACAACUGCAGCCUAUUUUCGAUGAAUACUGUAUGAUGCAUCAAUAUCUCCAUUUCAAGCUCAAUAAGGAGGAAUGGCGCCAAAUUGAGUAUCUUCUUUGGGUUACCCAGCCUUUCUUUCAAUUCACCACUGCCCUUUCAAAGACAAAGGAUGUUACUGUUCAUCUGAUCUUUGGCAUUUACAAUAAGCUGUUUGACCACCUUGAGGCAUCUAUACAGCAGCUUCAGCGCAAGAAAGUCCCCUGGAAGAAGACAAUGCUUGAUGCACUAGAAGCAGCGCGGUCUAAGCUCUCUGAUUACUAUGGUAAUACAGAUAAUGAGCUCCAUGGUGAUAUCUUCGCAAUUAGCACAAUUAUGGCUCCAUCAAACAAGCUUCAGUUCUUUUCCACUAAGGAUUGGGAGGAUGAUACAAUUGACUAUUGUGCACGAUACCGCAAUAGCCUUGACAACUAUCUUGAGCGGUAUAAAAAGCAGCUUUCUGAUAAGCACAUACUGCCAAUGCAUCAACCAUCUACAAGCCCUACUUCUGAGCUUGAGAUGCUACUUAACUCUACAACCCCCAGAUCUCAGCAUUCACAAACAAGAAAGAAUAAUGAUGAGCUUACACAAUAUCUAGAGAGAGGUCAGUGCUUAUUUUAUGUCUUGGAUGAUUAUGACUAA
Molecule: messenger RNA, 1326 nt
Organism: Aspergillus chevalieri
Lineage: Eukaryota; Fungi; Ascomycota; Eurotiomycetes; Eurotiales; Aspergillaceae
Exons: 2
Coding region: 1-1326 (441 amino acids)
Source: RefSeq, a predicted model, not a curated record